AUCACUUCUUCUUCCUUAAAUGCAACAGUCUGCAGCUCAAACGCCCAUUUCUUCUUUCUCCUACACUCCACUCUUUUUCCCUGGAAAAUAUGAAUAGUAGCGACGUUCUUCAUAACCGGUGACGAAACCAGAGAAUGCCCGUCGAAGAAGAUGGUUGUUCCAACGAUGAAAAAACCAUUUUUGAUUCAACACACAAGAGAAAGGCUCGAACCACGACGGAAUUUAUCUCCGACGACCGUGUAAGGAGGAAGAUUUCCAGUCCGACGGCGACAUCUGUUAUUCGAACUGAAAAGGAAUCCGGGUCUAGUCAGAAAUUAUGGUGGAAUGAGUGUGACGGACCCGAUUACCCGGAAGAUGAAUUCAAGAAGGCGUUUAGGAUGAGCAAGUCAACGUUCGAGCUCAUUUGCUCCGAGCUCAACUCUGAAGGCGAUGAAAUCGCCACGUUUAGGCAAAGUGUGGCGGUUUGCAUACGGCUUUUAGCGACGGGAGAACCGUUUCGACUCGUCUCGAAACGGUUCGGUUUACCCAUCCCGACAUGCCGUGAAUCGGUCCUCGUCGUCUGUUCGGCGAUACGCACCGUUUUGAUGCCGAAGUAUCUGCGAUGGCCGGACAAGAAUUCGUUACGAGAAAUAAAACAAGAGUUCGAAGCCAUCUCAUGGAUACCAAACGUCGUCGGAUCAAUGUCCACGACCCAUAUCCCGGCACCACCACCACCGGCGGCGUCGAUGAUAGCGUAUUUCAACAAAAAACAAACGGAACGUGACGGGAAAACCUCGUACACUGUGACAGUACAAGGCGUGGUCGAUCAUAAUGGGAUUUUCACCGACGUUUGCAUAGGCUGGUUGGGAUCAAUGAACGACGAUCAAGUGCUGCAAAAAUCAUCCCUUUAUCGAAGAGCAAACGGCGAGUUCUUCAAUGGAGUUUGGGUCGUGGGGAGCAAAGGGUAUCCAUUAAUGGACUGGGUUUUGGUUCCUUACAAUCGAAGACGAUUGACAUGGGCACAACAUGGGUUUAACGAGAAGAUUGGUGAGAUUCAGAGAGUUGCUAAAGAAGCGUUCAUGAGAUUGAAAGGGAGAUGGUGUUGUUUGCAGACAAAUAGUGAGUUCGAGUUGCAGGAUUUGAAUGUUGUUGGAGCUUGUUGUGUUUUGCAUAAUAUUUGUGAACUGAGAGGUGACGGGUUUGAGUCUGAUCAAUGGGAUUUGAGUUAGUUGACGAUGAAGAAGAAGAAGAAAUGGCGGGUGAAACUGAUUGAGAUCGGUAAGUUCCAUGGAAGCUAGAGAUGCCAUUGCACAUAAUCUUUUACACCAUGCAUCCUAUUAGUAUCUAGGACAAUAUUUAUCAUAA
Hibiscus syriacus is the source of this 1344-nucleotide messenger RNA. RefSeq names its product protein ALP1-like. Lineage: Eukaryota; Viridiplantae; Streptophyta; Magnoliopsida; Malvales; Malvaceae. The transcript has a single exon. Bases 135 to 1208 code for a protein of 357 amino acids. The record is from RefSeq and is a predicted model, not a curated record.